GAAGGUGAUGUCUGGCCUAAUUCAUCAGCUGAAAUCACAGUGUACUUUAAUCCUCUGGAAGCCCGGCUCUACCAGCAGACAGUUUACUGUGACAUUUCAGGUAAAGACUUUCUCUAUGUGGAGAUUGUGGAAGAUGUACCGUGUAUUGUACCUACCCUCCACAUGGUUAACCCAGAGGUGGACUUCGGGCACUGCUUCCUGAAGUACCCCUAUGAGAAAACAGUCCAGCUUGUCAAUCAUGAUGACCUCCCAGGAUGCUAUACAGUCCUGCCUCAGGUAUAUGGAGACACACCUGCCGUGUUACUCUCCAGUCCCAUGCCCUGUGGAGUCAUCCCUCCCCACAGCACCGUUCACAUACCUCUGGCCCUGGAGACCCAGGUCACUGGGGAAUAUAGGUCCACAGUUUACAUCUCGACCUUUGGGAGCCCGGAUCCCCCUAUGGUAUGUCGCAUAAAAAGCAUUGGAGAAGGCCCAGUUAUCUAUGUACAUCCCACUCAAGUUGAUUUUGGCAAUAUCUACGUCUUAAAGGACUCCCCGAGGAUUCUCAACCUAUCUAACCAGUCCUUCAUCCCCGCAUUAUUUCAAGCACGCAUGGCACACACAAAGUCCCUGUGGACGAUUGAACCCAGUAAAGGCAUGGUUCCCCCGGAAACCGAUGUUCAGCUGACACUGACUGCCAACCUGAACGACAUCCUGACCUUCAAAGACACGGUCAUUUUGGACAUAGAAAAUAGCAACACUUACCGGAUUCCUGUCCAGGCUUCCGGAGUUGGCUCCACCAUCGUCUCAGAUAAGCCCUUUGCUCCAGAGCUCAAUUUGGGAGCACAUUUUAGCCUGGACACCUAUUUUUACCGCUUCAAGUUGACCAACAAAGGACGUCGGGUCCAACAGUUGUUCUGGAUGAACGAAGAUUUCUGUCCACAGGACAAGCUGAGCAAGAAGGGCCUGGCUAAGAAGGGUCUUGCUAAGAGCCAGCCCCAACCCCAGUGCUCCCAGGAGUCCAGGGCUCCUCCAGGCCCCGUGUUUCAGCUCCAUCCCGUCAGAAUGGAGCUGUACCCAGACCAGACGAUUGAUGUGAUGCUCGAAGGCUAUUCUGCUACUCCCAGGGUAAGAGGACAUUUGCUCUUGCAGAAACCUAACACUAUCCUGGAACCUGAUUACCAGCCCUUGGUCAUGAAGAACAUUUCCACCCUGCCUGUGAAUGUGUUACUCUCAACAAGCAGACCUUUCUUUAUCUGCGAGAGUGAUAAAUCUCCCCUGCCAUUAACUCCGGAGCCUAUUAAACUGGAGAUUGAUGGAGAAAAAAACUUGCUGGUCAAAUUUGACCCUUCCUACAGAAAUGAUUUGAACAACUGGAUGGCAGAAGAAAUUCUAGCGAUCAAGUACAUGGAGCACCCUCAAGUAGAUAGCCUGAACCUGCGUGGAGAAGUGAACUACCCCAACCUCAGCUUUGAGACCAUGGAGCUGGAUUUUGGCUGUAUCCUGAAUGAUACCGAGGUGAUCCGAUACGUAACAAUUACCAACUGCAGCCCCUUGGUGGUGAAGUUCCGCUGGUUCUUCCUGGUGGACAACGAGGAAAAUCAGAUAAGGUUCGUGUCAUGGCCGAGGAAGGCCUACAGUGCCCCCCUGUCCCAGGUGGAGUCCAUCCCAGUAAUCUCCGCUUCUGCCAGCUCACCAGCGGUGCCAGCGAUAGAGUCCCCCGAGAUGGAUCUAAAUGAUUUCGUUAAGACUGUCCUCACGGAUGAAGACGUUGGGUGCGAAGAAAGAGAAUACAAGGAAGUGCAAGUGCCCACCGUGGUCAUCUCAGAUGGAUUAAAAUUUAACUCUGCUGAAACAGAAAAAACAGACCCAAACCUGAGCCAGGUGGAGUUUCAGGAACCCCCAUGGAUCUUUGAGCGAGAAGAAAUGCUUUCCAUUGGGAUAGAAGAAGUGUUUGAUAUUCUGCCCCUCUACGGAGUGCUGCGGCCGCAUAGUAGCCACCAGAUAUCCUUCACCUUCUAUGGACACUGUGAUAUCACUGCACAGGCUAAAGCCCUGUGCGAAGUGGAAGGAGGGCCCACCUAUGAGAUAAUGCUGAGGGGAGAGGCAUCCCUGGUCAACUAUUCCUUUGACACCAAGGAUAUUAACUAUGGAUUGCAGCUGUUCGACCACGUCACAGAGAAGGAGAUCACACUGAGGAACACUGGGAAAGUUGGCUUUGAGUUCAAGGUUCUGACUGACCACCUGUCUUCACCGGACAACCUUCUGCCCGGAGCGCCCCUAAUCCUGCCCCUCUCGGGUUUUAUCAGUUCACAUCAAGAGCAGGUGUUGAAGGUGUACUACUUACCUGGAGUACCUGAGGUCUUUCAGAGGAGUUUCCAGAUACAGAUUGCCCACCUGGACCCAGAAAAUAUCACUCUGCGUGGAGAGGGUAUCUUUCCCCGAAUCUGCCUCGAUCUCCCCAGGAAACUCCACGGAAAUAAAAAGUAUGAAACCUUUUUGAAUCAAGCCAGAAAAAACCUAGAAAAAGAACACAACAAAUAUGAAACACUCAUUGACUUAGAGACAACUGAGGAAAUGCCUGAGGAUGAAUCUUCUGAGUUAAGUCCUCAGCUCCAGAUGGAAGUAGAGCGACUUAUAGUCCAAGGCUAUGCCAUAGAACAUCAGAAAACAAUUAUCCCCGAUUCCACAGAUGACUUUAGCUAUCGGAGUCGUCGAAAACUAGCCAAAGUCCAGCUGCCAGAGUAUAUCCUGGACUUUGGCUACAUCAUCCUUGGUGAUGUCCGAACACACAUCAUCAAGAUCACCAACACCAGUCACUUCCCAGUGUCCUUCCACGCAGAAAAGCGCAUCCUCCAUGACACAGGCUUCAGUACGGAGUUAGAUCGUGUAAAGAAUCUGCCUUACUGUGAAACGGAAACAUUUGAAGUGAAAUUUGACCCACAAGGGGCCAGUCUUCCUGUUGGAAACAAAGAGGUCAUUUUGCCCAUCAAGGUGGUUGGAGGGCCAACAAUACACAUCUGUCUCCAAGCCAAGGUGACCAUUCCCACUAUGACACUGUCUUGUGGAAAAGUGGAGUUUGCCACAAUUCAGUGUGGACAGUGCCUCAUGGAAACUGUUCAGUUUUCUAAUCCUCUCCAAGUCCCUUGUGAAUGGUUCGUCCACAGUCAUAAGCCAGUUAACAAGCUGGAGAAACACAUGCCGAAAUACUUAAGACGGAAACUACAUGCUGAAUUAAAGCCAAAGACACGCAUCUUUGAAAUCCAGCCCAUGUCUGGGGUCCUGGGUCCUGGGGAGAGGUCCAACGUGCAAGUGAAAUUCAUGCCUAAAGAAGAGAAAUUCUACAGCCAAACCCUGGUGUUCCAGAUUGCCCAGAGUGCUCAGAAGCUUACGCUGCUGGCGCAGGGGCAAGGUUUAGAGCCAUGCUUGGCAUUUAGUCCUUCGGUUCUGGAGCUGGGGCCGCUGCUGCCAUAUGCACCCGGAGACGAGGCUGAGGUGGUGGUGAAGAAUCCCUGCAGCUUUCCCAUUGAGUUUUACUCCUUAGAAUUUGACCAGCAGUAUCUCUUAGAAGAGAAGAUCUUGCGAACGCUGAAGGGCUAUGAUCCCUACAACACCUUGCUGCUGCCUCCCCGCCUUCCCGGGGAAAAGCUGCCCCCAGAGCUGUACGAGUACUUUAAGGAGAUGAAGCGGUCAAAGGAGGAGCAGAUGAAGGCCAAGUAUCUGGAAAGUCUGGUCCAGGAAAACGAAGAGGAAGAUGGGCCCUCAUCAGAUCUGGGAACCUCGGCCAGUACGAAGAGGACCUCACUGAGCCUAGGGAUCUCGGUCACAUCCAACCUGGAAGAGCGGCACCUCCCUAUGAUGGAGUCCAAGACCUACCCAGAUGAAGAGGAAGAUGAGGAGAGCCUGGAAAAAAUAACGUUUCAAACUGACAAGUUACAGAGCAUUGACAGCCACUCCACAGAAGAAGUUGGAGAAGUAGAGAACAACCCUGUAAGCAAGGCAAUCGCUCGCCACCUGGGCAUUGAUAUUUCUGCAGAAGGCCGCAUGGCCAAGAACAGGAAGGGCAUCGCCAUCGUCGUCCAUGGGACGCCCUUGGCCGGAAAGACGGCCACUGCAAUCAGUAUGGCCAAAUACUACAACGCAGCCUGCUUGAACAUUGACUCCAUCGUGCUGGAAGCCAUCUCCGAUGGCAACAACAUCCCGGGGAUCCGGGCCCGGGAGCUCUGCAUCAGGGCUGCCAUAGAGCAGUCCAUAAAGGAAGGAGAAGAGUCUGCCCAGGAGGCUGCUUCAGGCCAAACUGCUGUGGGACAAAUACGUCUGAGCAGUGAGACCCUGGGCAAGCUGACCUCAGAAUCCACCCUGGUAACCCCUGAAUUUAAACCUACAAAGACUGUGCGUGGGAGCAUGAUGAUCGCCAAAAGCAAGACAGAGAGCCACGGCUCCGGGUCUCAGAAGCAGCAUCACCAGCAUGCGUCUGAAACGCCGCAGGUUUCCUCCAGCCCCCUCCCUACAGGGCCCACGCAAUGCCGGCUCAGUGUCAGCCCCAGUGUCGGAGGUGAGACCGGGCUCAUGAGCUGUGUGCUCCCUGAGGACCUACUCACCCAGAUCCUGGCUGAGCGCAUCCAGCUGAGUGACUGCUUCCGGGGAGUGGUGUUUGACAGCCUUGAGACGCUCUUCGCUCAGAACAUAGCCGUGGCUCUCCUCUGCCUGCUGAAGGCCAUCGGCAACCGGGACCACAUCUAUGUCGUCAACAUGGCCCAGGAGUACACAGCCAUGAAGGCCCAGGAGAAAGCCAAGAAGGAGCAAGAAGAGCACAAACGCAGGGAGGCACUUGAGAAAGAGAAGGAGCGUCUCCAAAAUAUGGAUGAAGAAGAAUACGAUGCCAUGACAGAGGAGGAGAAGAUCAUGUUCAAUCGAGAGGUUCAGCAGGCCCUCCGUGAGAGGAAAAAGAGGGAGCUGGAGAGGCUGACAAGGGAGAUGCGUGAAAAGAAGCUACAGCAGGAGCUCGAGCGGCAAAAGGAAGAAGAUGAGCUAAAACGGAAGGUUAAAAGGCCAAAGCACAGACCAGUGAAGGAGGAACCUCUCCCAAAGAAAUCUCAAACAAACCGGCAGGUUCUUACUUUUUCCAAACUAGAGGUCAAGAUGGAUGCACUAGAAAGGAAAGUAUCUGUUAGGGAACAUUUAAAUGAGAAGGACGAUCUAAGCAAGAGGAGAAAGAACCAGCUAGGAGAUAUCCACAUGCUCGGGUUUCCCCUUGCCCAGGAACAAGAGGACAGCGAAGGGGACCUCCUGAAGGAUGCUGACAAGCACUUGGCCCAGAAGUUUAAGACCUAUGAGUUGACUCUGAAGGAUAUUCAGAACAUCCUCAUGAACUGGGACCGGAAGCAAGGCAUUCUGGUGCAUCACACUGGCGCCGAGGACAUGCCCCACGAGCCUGACGACCAGCGCCAGGUUCCGUCAGGUGGGCGCCGAGGCCGCAAGGACAGAGAGAGGGAGCGUGCGGAGAAGGAGAGAGCCGAGAAGGAACGCCAGGAGCGGGAGAAGGCCGAGAGAGAGCGUCUAGAGAAGCUCAGGGCACUGGAGGAGCGGAGUGACGGCGGAGAGGGGGAAGGAGGGGAGGAGGACCACCACGAGGGGAAGAAGGAUCUGGGUGUGCCAUUCAUAACCGUCCAGACGCCCGACUUCGAAGGCUUGAGCUGGAAGCUGGCCCUUGAGAAUGACAGGCUUCCCAAAGGGGAUCAGAUCCUGGACAUCUUGGGUCUGGGUUCCUCUGGACCACCCAUCCCACCUCCUGCCUUAUUCUCCAUCAUCUCCUACCCCCUGAAGCGGCUGCCUUUGACCACAACAGAAAUCCUGAAGCAUUUCGUGUUUGUGAUUCCCCCAUCCGAAGAGCUCUCCCUACUGGAGGAGAAAAGAGAAGGAGAAGCAGAAACAGAGCUUUCAGGCACCGUGGGCUCCGGGAAGACCCAGGAGGAGCAGACCACCUCCUCUAAGGGGAGCAGACAGAAACCGAAGGAAAAAGCGGAUCAGGCCCGAGACACUCAGAAGGACAAACGUCGCAUGGCCUUCAACAGGAAGGGCCUUUCUGGGGGAACAGCCGGAGUCAUUGCCCCCUUGUCGGACAUGGACCAGAACAACUUCGCUGGGCAGCUCUCCCAGGAGAAGUUCAUCAGGCUGAAUCAUUUCCGGUGGAUCGUGCCAGCCAACGGUGAGGUGACACUGCGAAUACACUUCUCUUCCAAUGAGCUCGGGAACUUUGACCAGACGUUUAACUUCGAGAUCCUUGGAACUCACCGCCAGUACCAGCUCUAUUGCCGAGGUGUCUGCAGUUACCCUUACAUUUGCCAAGACCCAAAGGUGGUAUUUACUCAGCGGAAGAUGGACAUAAAGCAAAAUGAGGUCAUCUUUAAGAAGUAUGUUAUGAGAAUGGAGAAGUUUUACUUCGGGCCACUGCUUUGUGGAAAAUCAAGAGAUAAGUACAAGUCCUCCUUGUUCCCAGGCAACAUGGAGACACUGACCAUCCUGAACAAUUCCCCAAUGGUUGUGGAGGCGUUCUUCUGUUUUCAGAAUGAUGUCAAAGCAAGCACCUAUUUCCUGGAGCCCGUCAACAUGACUCUAAAACCCAGUGAGAAGCAGGUGCUGAAUGUAUGGGCCUACCCUACCGCAGUUGGUGUCUUUGAUGACUGCAUUGUCUGCUGCAUCAAGGAGAACCCAGAGCCAGCUGUCUUCAAGUUAACCUGCCAAGGUGUCCGCCCAGAACUAGAGCUGGACUCCAGACAAUUGCAUUUUGACCGGCUCUUGUUGCACAGAAAAGACUCCAAGGUAGUUCUUCUCCGCAACGUCACGCCCCUGCCCGUGGCCUGGCGGAUCACCAGCCUGGAGCACCUGGGCGAUGACUUCACCGUGUCCACCAUGCAGGGGACCAUCCCCCCCAAGGCUGAAUACAGCCUGCAAGUUCACUUCCAGCCCUCCAAACCUGUCAACAUCAAGAAGGUGAUCCGGUUGGAGGUUCUGGAUGCAGACAAUCUCAUUGGUGUUGUUCAGAUUGAAAACAUCUUGGUCUUUGCAGAGUCUUACGACGUCGCCUUGGACAUCACCUUCCCCAAAGGAGCUGAAGGAGGCCUCGAUUUUGGGAUUGUGAAGGUCAUGGAAGAGGCAAAGCAGCCCCUGCAACUGAAGAACCGUGGGAAGUAUGAGAUCAUGUUCAGCUUUUCUGUGGACUCCUUAGGGAUUUUGGCAACCAAUGUAAAUUCUAUGAUCUCAGUCCAACCCAAGAAGGGCUCAUUAACCUCAACAGAAAAGCCCACAACUGUCCAGGUGUUAUUUCGUGCUAAAAAGGAAGUGAAGAUUGAGCACCAGCCAGUUCUUCGCUGUCAGAUUAUUGAGCCCAGUAUCACAGAAGGAGGUGAAAUCAUUGCCAGCAUCCCAAUUAAGUUUUCUGUGAAUGCAGUGUACUCCAAAUACAACAUCAGCCCCUCCGCCAUCAUCAACUUUGGGGCUUUGAUCUGUGGCACUCGGAAAAGCACCACCUUCACCAUAGAAAACCAAGGUGUUACUGACUUCAAGUAUGCCCUCUAUAGGCUGACCGGGGAGAGCCCCAUUCAUCAAAAGAAAGCAGUCAGCCAUGUUAGACAUGCAAGAUCCCGGGAAAGCGAGAACUUCUACAAAGCUAGCCCUUCCAAAGCAGCUAAGUUCUCUGAUGCUGUUCAGAAAGAAGUAAACAUCACAAACCAGGUGCGCUUCACCCACGGCAUGUUCACCGUGUACCCUGGGUUUGGCUCCAUCCCCUCCGGAGGAACGCAGGUCAUCACUGUCGACUGCGUGGCUGACCCCGUGGGAAGGUGUGAGGAAUUCAUAGCGAUCGAUAUAUCUGACCGAGACCCAAGAGACCAGCCUGCGGGCAUUCCUUACAGCUUGCUGGCCGAAGCCUGUCUACCAGCCUUUGUGACUGACAACAAUGCCUUGAUAUUUGAAGAGCACCAGAUUUGUAGCAGCACCACUCUGCUCAACAUCCUACAGACCAUAGAGAAUGGGGGGCUCUUUGUGGAGGAUGAAAACAAGUUCAUCUUCUGUAACGUCCUGGUGGGUCAUCAGGCCAAGGCUCGGUUCAAGAUCAGCAACGUGGGAAAGAUUGCCUGUGAUGUGAACAUCGUAGUUAAGCCCAUCUCCAACAAGCUUAUUGCCCGAAUCACUGAUAUUUUUGACGUGGAACCUAAUAAGAUGUGUGUUGCCAGCCGCUCACAUGCCUUUGCCACGGUGACGUUCACCCCACAGACCAUGCAGACCUACCAGUGUAUCUUCGAGGCUACGUUGGAUGGCUUGCCUAGCAACCUGACCAGGAACCGAAGCCUUGUGUUUGACAUCGUUGGGGAAGGGAACCUCCCUCGGGUGACCAUAGUGCGGCCAGUUCUCUGCAACCAAUAUGGAAACCCCUUGCUCCUCUUCAGGAGGCUUCUGCUUGGUCAGUCAGAGAAGCUGCCUCUCAUCCUCAAGAACAAUGGCACCAUCCCCGCCCAGCUGCAUGUUGAUCUGAGGGACCAACUAGGCGUCUUCUCCCUGAAAGGGACCCUCACCACAUCCUACAUCUAUAUCACAGAGGAGAACAAACCACAUGCAAAAGCAAAGAAAGCUCACACGGCCUCCCUGGUUGUUCCUCCUGGAAACACAGCUGGAUUCGAUGUCGUCUUCCAAUCCCAGAAGGUUGGGAGAAUGGCAGGCACCAUCCACUUGUCAGUGAUCAACAACCAGUAUGAGGAGACAAUCAUCCACAUGGUGGGAGAGGGUUACGAGGAUGACAUCACCUUGGGCAACAUCCAUGGGCUGGUGGUUUCCAGCAGCCCUGAGGCCCCAGAGAUCUCUGAGAUCAUUGAGGAAAAUACUAUGGAAGACUUGGUAGCAGCUGCACUGGUGGACCACAUCCAGUUUGGGGACUGCCACAUUGGAAACAGCUAUAACGUGAGCUUCACAAUCACAAACCACAGCCAAGUGAACGUGAUACGGUUUGAAUGGCCCCCUGUAGCUACAGUUUCCUUUUCCCCACAGAGAAUAAGUUCUGCCGAGAUGGUUGCUAGGCUGAUGUUGAGGAAUUCCAUGGAAGCCUGCAUGGAUGAAGACAGGUCGCAGUCUUCCCAUCCCAGAGUGCAGACCUGUGUCCCCCAAGGCAGAGAAGCCAGGGAGACCGUGCAUAUCAUCAACAAGGAGGAGCAGGGGUUCCAUUUUGCCUUCCAGGACAACUCCCGAUAUUCUGAAGGUUUCAGCAACAGCCUGGUGAUACGUCCCAUGGAAGGCUGGAUCCCACCACUGUCCAGGUUCCCAGUGGAUAUUUUCUUCACACCAAAACAGGAAGGAGAUGUGAACUUUAAUUUGAUCUGCAAUGUGAAAAAGAAAGCCCACCCUCUGACCUUAAAUGUCAAGGCUGAGGGAUACACUAUGAAUGCAGAGGUCAAAUGCAAGGACAGGACUGGCUUGAUCACUCUCCUGACUCCUAAAGAGACUAACAUUAUCAACUUCUAUGAGGUAGAGCUGAACGAAUGUGUUCAGUGUGAACUCAGCUUUAUCAACACUGGAAAGUUCAACUUCAGCUUCCAGGCGGAGCUCUCUGGCCCCAAAGCCCUGCUGCAGUACUUGGAAUUUUCCCCCAUUGAUGGCAGUGUGGAUGUGGGACAAAGUGCACAUGCCUCCUUGUCUUUCCAGCCAUUUAAGAAGUGUGUCUUGAAGGGCCUGGAACUCAGAAUCAAGAUCAGUCAUGGCCCAACAUUUCUGUGCAGUAUCUCAGGCUGCGCUGUGAGCCCAGCUGUUCAUUUCUCCUUCACCAGCUACAACUUUGGGACCUGCUUCAUCUACCAGGCUGGGAUGCCCCCAUACAAACAAAUCCUGGUUGUCACCAACAAGGAAGAAACGUCUAUGAGCUUAGACUGUCUGUACACCAACACCCCGUACCUCGAGGUGAACUUCCGUGUCGAUGUGAUAAAGCCGGGAAAGACACUGGAGAUUCCAAUCACCUUUUAUCCUCGAGAAAGUAUCCAAUACCGAGAACUCAUCCCCUUUGAAAUCAAUGGGCUCUCACAACAAAUAAUUGAAAUCAAAGGGAAAGGCACUGAAAUGAAGAUUUCAGUCCUGGAUCCAUCCAACAGGAUUGUGAAGUUAGGAGCUGUCCUGCCGGGACAGGUUGUGAAAAAAACGGUUUCCAUCAUGAACACCAGCCACACCCACCUCACAUUCAGCCAGUCAGUCCUGUUCUCAAUUCCAGAACUCCAGGAACCCAAGGUCAUCACCCUGAUACCAUUCCACAACAUCACUCUGAAGCCCAAAGAGGUCUGUAAGCUGGAAGUCAUCUUUGCCCCGAAGAAGCGCAUCCCUCCCUUCUCCGAGGAGGUGUUCAUGGAAUGUAUGGGGCUCCUGCGUCCCCUCUUCCUCCUCAGCGGCUGCUGCCAGGCCCUGGAGAUCUCCCUGGACCAGGAGCAUCUCCCCUUUGGGCCAGUCGUGUAUCAGACACAAGCCACGCGUCGCAUCCUUAUGUUGAACACGGGUGACGUGGGUGCAAGGUUUAAAUGGGAUGUCAAAAAAUUUGAGCCUCAUUUCUCCAUCAGCCCAGAAGAAGGCUAUAUCACUGCGGGCAUGGAGGUUUCGUUUGAAGUGACCUACCAUCCCACUGAAGUGGGCAAGGAGAGUCUCUAUAAAAACUUGCUCUGCUUCAUCCAGGGAGGCAAUCCCUUGAGCCUAACCCUAUCUGGAGUCUGCGUGGGACCACCUGCAGUAAAAGAGGUGGUAAACUUCACCUGCCAGGUGCGCUCCAAGCACACGCAGACCAUCUUGCUUUCAAACCGCACCAACCAGACCUGGAACCUGCACCCCAUCUUUGAGGGUGAGCACUGGGAGGGGCCCGAGUUCAUCACCCUGGAGCCCCAUCAGCAAAACAAGCCCUAUGAGAUCACCUACAGACCCCGCACCAUGAACUUGGAGAACCGCAAACAUCAGGGCACCCUCUUCUUCCCCCUCCCCGAUGGGACUGGCUGGCUGUAUAUGCUGCAUGGGGUUGCUGAGCUCCCCAAAGCCGUGGCCAACAUCUUCCGUGAAGUACCAUGUAAGACGCCAUACGUUGAACUCCUGCCAAUCAGCAACUGGCUUAACAAGCCCCAGAGGUUCCGGGUCAUUGUGGAAAUGAUAAAGCCAGAGAAGCCAGACCUAAGCGUCACCUUAAAAGGCCUUGACUACAUUGAUGUACUGUCGGGCUCCAAGAAAGACUAUAAGCUGAACUUCUUUUCCCACAAGGAGGGACUAUACAGUGCAAAGGUGAUCUUCCGAAAUGAAGUGACCAAUGAGUUCUUACACUACAUGGUGAGUUUCAGGGUCAUCCCUUCAGGCAUCAUCAAAACCAUCGAGAUGACGAGCCCCGUCCGGCAGAGCACAUCAGCCUCCAUCAAGGUGGAGAACCCCCUGCCCUAUUUGGUGACCUUCUCCACGGAAUGCAGGGUGCCUGACAUCAGCCUGCCCUCCCAGUUUAUGGUGCCUGCCAACUCCGAGGGCACAUUCUCAUUUGAAUUCCAGCCCCUGAGAGCUGGAGAAACCUUUGGGAGACUAAUGCUGCACAACAGUGAUUUGGGUUACUACCUGUAUGAGCUCAGUUUGAAGGCCACACCAGCACUGCCUGAAAAGCCCAUCCACUUCCAGGCCAUUCUUGGCAGCGGUCAGAGCAUCUUUGCCAAGUUCACCAAUUACACCCGGCAGAAGACAGAAUACUACUGCAGGACCGACUGUCAAGACUUCCACACGGAAAAGAUCAUUAACGCAGCCCCAGGGGCUCAAGGAGGCACGGAAGUCAGUGUGGAGGUCUAUUUUGAGCCCAGCCACCUGGGCGAGACCAAGGGCAUCCUGAUGCUGUCAUCGAUUACAGGCGGGGAGUAUAUCAUCCCCCUCUUCGGAGUGGCUCUGCCCCCGAAGCCCCAAGGUCCCUUCCUGAUCCGGGCAGGGUACAACAUAGUCAUCCCCUUCAAGAACAUUUUCUAUCAUCCAGUCACCUUCUCCUUCAUUGUGGAGAACCCAGCCUUCUCUGUUCGUGCUGUAGACUCCGUGCGGCCCAAGAAGAUCAACAAUAUCACCGUCUCCUUUGAAGGAAACCCGUCAGGCAGCAAAACGCCCAUCACCAGCAAGCUGAUUGUGUCUUGUCCUCCCAGUGAAGGCAAUGAAGCAGGUGUUAAAUGGGUUUAUUACCUGAAGGGAAUCACCCCUUAGUGGUAACUAAGGUCAGCUACAUCAAUGGAAAGCCAUCUCCUCAACCUUAGAAUCUAUGUAUUAUUCUACCCUGGCGAAGAACAGAGAAAAUAGUCAGAAUUCUACAGCUACUGUUUUAUCUCCUCCUUCAAUUAUCGGGGCACUUAUUUCCAUAUUAUAUGCAUUCCAAAUAUAUAUAUAUGAAAUAUAUAUAUAUACAUGCUAACUACAAAAAAAAAAAAAA
Molecule: messenger RNA, 12433 nt
Organism: Leptonychotes weddellii (Weddell seal)
Lineage: Eukaryota; Metazoa; Chordata; Mammalia; Carnivora; Phocidae
Source: RefSeq, a predicted model, not a curated record